AUGCGGGUACAACUGACGGAGCCAGCAGCUCCAUGGAAGCUGCCCACUCGGAGGCCAUCGGCCAAGACCUCGCCGAUCACACUAGACCACGAGCACCGGGUUUGCGAGUCGCCUUGCCGAAACUCCAAGUGCCCGUCUUCAGCGGCGAGAACGUUCAAGUACUUGAAGACGUACUUGGCCGGCGCUGCGAAGCGGGCCAUUGAAGGAAUAAGCCUUACAGAAGCGAACUACAACAUCGCCGUCAAAGUGCUCACCGAAAGGUUCGAACGAAAGGAUCUUCUCAUCGACGACCACAUCGACAGCCUCCUUGCCAUCGAACCAAUCGAGACAUCGUCGGAAGUAGCAAGGCUGCGUGACCUGUACGAACAAAUACAGUUCAGGACCGGCUUUUUGGAAAGUCUUGGCAUGCCGUCUUCAGAGUACGCGGUUGUUUUGCACCGGGUGCUGAUGUGCUCAUUGCCAGAGGACCUGGCGAUCCAAUACCGAAGGCUCACUAAGACCGGCGCAGACGCCGCGGACUCUGCAGUCCAAUCGAGAGACGAGCUAGUGAAGGCAAUCUUGAAGUUCCUUCAAGUGGAAGUCGAAAGUAGAGAGGAGAGUCGAGCGUCACGCGAGAGGGCCACUUCAGGGAGACCGUCGACGAACCGCAGGGCUGCGGACACCUCACCACCGCCACAUCUACUGUCCGCUCUAGCCCUUACAGCACGGUCAUCAUCGCCAGGUGCCGCUUCAAGGCCUGCACAGACAAUAUGUCCCCUCUGCGGCAUCUCAGACCACUUGACGCGUGAUUGCCGGGCCGCGCUAUCCGCAGAAGAAAAGCACCAGCGCCUUUCCAGCAAUAGCUGCUGCUUCAGGACGCCAUUUUCUGCUCUGUGCGACAUCUGGGGCCGACGAGGAUCCGACAGUCCACAACCGACUGGAGCUGAAAACCGAGAGGCGGCCACACAGCGAGAAAAGCACGUAACAACGGCUCCUGCUAGCAGCACGCGUUCGUCGUCGGUGUUGCUACAAACAGCCACAGUGUGGGCAUCCGGAACCCGUGGCUGUGUGCCAGUGCGACUGCUGCUUGACACCGGCAGCCAACGAACGUUCAUACGAAAAGACUUGUCGCAGCAGCUUUGCCUGCCUUCCACUGGAUAUGAAGAGAUGGCUGUCUAUACAUUCGGUGGGUCAAAGCACCCACGACAUUACCAGUGCCGAAGGGUGAACGUCACGCUCUGUGGACGUAUUGGGCCGAUCGUCGUCGAUCUUGAAGCUCUGGAGGUGCCAGAGGUCUGCACAGUAAAGGGGCCAGCUUUAGAGCCAAACGUUAUCAAUAUGAUGCAUCACCGCAAUCUGACCUUUGCUGACGAAGUUCAAGGGGACCAACCUCAAGACUCUACGAUAAGCGUUUUGAUCGGUUCAGACCACUACUGGAAGGUAGUGACCGGACGCGUCGAGCGCUUCACCGACAAUCUGUAUGCAGUUGAGACCAUAUUUGGCUGGGUCAUUCAAGGAAUGUGCGCUAACGUCUACCAUCCUUCGACACCGCGUAACAUCAGUGCGACUGCCUUGUUCCUGGCUUGUUCCGACGACUGGCGCAGUGAAGUCCGACGUGGAGACCCGUCAGAGAUGUGGCGCUUGGACGCCAUCGGUAUAAAUGACGGACAAGAAGACGACGUCAGCAAGCACCCAGCGCUCAUCCACUUUCGUAGCGCAGUACACAAGAACGCAGGAUGCUACGUAAUACCGCUCAUGAUCAAGACGCAAGGUCUCACGUCUUGUAGUAACCGAAGUGUGGCUGAAACCAGACUCAAGCGUCAGCUUCAGCGGUUCCAGCAUCACUCAGAAGUUCUGAAGGAGUACCACGCCACCAUCAGCGAGUACUUCAAAGAAGGCCACGCGGAAAGAUUAGUGCCGUCGGCACCCCUUGGACCGACCGUCCACUGCCUGCCUCAUCAUGCGGCAGUCCGACGUGAGGCCAUGCCUACAAAGGUCCGCGCCGUGUUCAAUGCCUCAUCCCACAAAUAUGGUGAACCCUCUUUGGACGACAUGCUCGAUAAAGGAAUCGAUUGGGAGGAGCCUCUACCACCUGACGUCGAGGACUUGUGGAAGAAGACGGCAUCGGAACAUCCUCAGCUUUCUGGCCUUCGCAUUCGACGUUGCCUCUCACUGACAUCUCAAGAUCAGGGCAUCUAG
Rhipicephalus sanguineus (brown dog tick) is the source of this 2178-nucleotide messenger RNA. RefSeq lists its product as uncharacterized. Gene Ontology annotation, biological process: proteolysis. The coding region runs from base 1 to 2178 and encodes 725 amino acids. Gene Ontology annotation, molecular function: aspartic-type endopeptidase activity. Lineage: Eukaryota; Metazoa; Arthropoda; Arachnida; Ixodida; Ixodidae. The transcript is spliced from 4 exons. The record is from RefSeq and is a predicted model, not a curated record.